Messenger RNA from Oppia nitens, 1989 nucleotides. Its product is annotated as WD repeat-containing protein 46-like. Gene Ontology annotation, biological process: maturation of SSU-rRNA from tricistronic rRNA transcript (SSU-rRNA, 5.8S rRNA, LSU-rRNA). Gene Ontology annotation, molecular function: protein binding. The transcript is spliced from 2 exons. Bases 153 to 1937 code for a protein of 594 amino acids. Gene Ontology annotation, cellular component: 90S preribosome; nucleolus; small-subunit processome. Lineage: Eukaryota; Metazoa; Arthropoda; Arachnida; Sarcoptiformes; Oppiidae. The record is from RefSeq and is a predicted model, not a curated record.
AUUUGUGUGUGUAAUGACUUCCACUAAUAUAAAAUGCAAUAAACAUGUGUUUAAAAUAAAUAGAAAAUUAUUAUUAAAUUAAAUACAAAAAACAUUUUGUUUGACAAAUUGAUUGACAAAGACAUCCAUCGGAGAGAUAUUGAAGACGACUAAUGGAUUCAACGAAACAGAAGAAGACUAUGCGUUACUUUGUCGACAAAGUAGGCGCCGAUGGUAUUGAUGUCAAUGCAUUGAUGAUGAAUGAAUCGAUGACGACUUUGGCGGAUGAGAUCAGCGGUGGCGGCGACGGUGGUAAUGAUGAUCUCAAGAGGUCAAUGAAGAAGAAGAAUAAUAAUAAGGUUGUCAACGAAUGGAAAGACCCUCAGAAGCGAGUCCAGAGUGUGUUCGCCAACAAUAGGUUUGUCGGCAAAGAUAAACUGAUGAAAUACGAGCGAAAAAGUCGCGUCAAUUCACGUUUGGCCACAAAAUACCAAAAACAUCGAAAAAGAAUUCGAAAUGAAGAAGAAAAACGUCAAAAUAGUAUCGGUUUUGCCGCGAGAUCUGAACUUUUGUUACCCGAAACGAGCGGCUAUUUAGAGGCCGAUGAUAAUGAAGAGACGUAUCAGAUUACACAACGAGAAAUUGUCGACUCUAUAGACAUAACGAGUGCCACCAAACACUUUGACUUGAAUUUGGACCAAUUGGGACAUUAUUUUAUAAAUUAUUACCGAAAUGGUCGCCAAUUGCUACUUGGUGGUCAAAGAGGUCACGUUGCGGCCAUUGAUUGGAUUACCAAAGAAUUGAUGUGUGAAUUCAAUGUCCAGGAGUCCGUUCACGACGUCCAUUGGCUGCAUAUGCCGACGCUGUUUGCUGUCGCCCAAAAAGAUUGGGUCCACAUCUACGACAAUCGCGGCACACAAAUACAUUGCAUCAAAAAGAUGUAUCGAGUCUACAAACUAGACUAUCUUCACUAUCACUUUCUACUUGUGUCCGUUUCGGACAACGGUUUUAUCUCAUGGCUGGACGUUUCAACCGGCCAAAUGGUCGCAUCGACAAAGAUGAAGAUACCGCGCGUAACAGCCGUAAAACACAAUCCGUAUAACGCUAUCGUUGCCACUGCACAUCCAAACGGAACCGUUGAUAUGUGGUCACCGAAUCAAAAGGAAAAAGUCGUAUCAAUGUUAUGCCACGGAUCAGCUAUUCGGGACAUUGCUUUCGACUGCGAGGGACAAUAUAUGGUCAGUGCUGGUGUCGAUCGGACAAUGAAAGUCUGGGACAUCAGAAACUUUAAAUGUUUGAAUUCGUUUCGCUUGCGAUCAAUGCCAUCAAAUCUCGAUGUAAGUCAACGAGGAUUUGUUGGCGUUUCUGUUGGCGAUGUUGUCGAAGUUUAUAACAACUGUUUCAGACAAACACUUCCAACUGCUCCCUAUAUGAGACACCGAUUUGCUGCUCACGUAUCCGAUCUGGAGUUCUGUAAUUUUGAAGACAUUCUCGGUGUCGGACAUAAAGAUGGGUUUACUUCUCUGAUAAUUCCUGGUUCGGGUGAACCAAAUUUCGAUGCACUCGAAGCCAAUCCUUACAUGACUUCAUCGCAACGCAAGGAAAUGGAAGUAAAGGCAUUGCUGGAGAAGAUACCGUCUGAAUUGAUAUCAUUAGAGCCUAACAUCUUGGGUCAAGUGGACAAGGAAUCGCUGAAGAAACAGAUGGAAGACAAGAAAGAUGUUAAAUAUGUUAAACCGAAAGAUAUUGAAUUCGAAUCGAAACCAAGAAAACGAAGACAAAAGACUGCGAAGAAAGAAAAAAUUAAGAAAGGAUUAAAUGAAUCCGAGAGACAACAAAAAGUUAGAGAUAUUGUUAGACAAAAAACAAGUGAUGACAACAAACAAGAUAAUGAAGACACUGGUAAUCAAAAGUCUCUCAAUGUGUUGGACAGGUUUAAGUCGAAGACUAAUUUUUAGAAAUCAAUUUAUUUUAUUUUUAAAUAAACAAAAAAUACUUAUAAUAAUAAAA